Myotis davidii is the source of this 1930-nucleotide messenger RNA. RefSeq names its product histone-arginine methyltransferase CARM1-like. Gene Ontology annotation, biological process: peptidyl-arginine methylation. Lineage: Eukaryota; Metazoa; Chordata; Mammalia; Chiroptera; Vespertilionidae. The transcript has 14 exons. Bases 1 to 1308 code for a protein of 435 amino acids. The record is from RefSeq and is a predicted model, not a curated record. Gene Ontology annotation, molecular function: protein-arginine N-methyltransferase activity.
AUGCUGCGCAGGCGGGCAGCGGGAUACACAGCGCGGGGAAGGAGAAAUUGUAUUAAGAAGAAAGACAUGAGGCUCCUAGAGAACAUGAGAAAAUCUGAUGGCGUCUGUGUCUUUAAAUGCCUACUCAAUCGAGACACCGAAUGUUGCCGGGUGGGGAAGGAAUCCGUCUUGAUUACCCUGGGGUACAACAGUGCUCUGCUGAAGUUUGAGUCUUAUGCUGAAUUCAGCGCAUUUUCAAAUACCUUGAAAAGGUGCCGGAACGAGAAAAAGAAAUACUCAGUGUUUAACCAGCGGACAGAAGAGGCGUCUGCCACACAAUACUUCCAGUUUUAUGGCUGCAUUUCCCAGCAGCAGAACAUGAUGCAAGAUUUUGUGAGGACAGCCACUUACCACAGAGCCAUCCUUCAGAACCACGUUGACUUCAGAGACAAGGUCGUUCUGGAUGUUGGUUGUGGAACAGGAAUCCUGUCAUUUUUUGCUGUACAGGCGGGAGCCAGGAGAGUCUAUGCAGUUGAGGCCAGCUCAGUAGCACAAUAUGCUGAGAUACUAGUGAAAAAUAACCAUCUUUCAGACAAGAUCAUUGUUCUGCCAGGGAUAAUUGAAGAAAUCUCACUUCCCGAGGCUGUAGAUGUGAUCAUUUCUGAACCAAUGGGAUACAUGCUGUUCAAUGAAAGGAUGCUGGAGAGCUAUCUUCAUUCCAAAAAAUGGCUGAAAGCUAAUGGAAAGAUGUUCCCGACAUUCAGUGACAUCCACUUGGCACCCUUUUCUGACGACCAGCUCUACAUGGAACACUACUCCAGAGCCAACUUUUGGUACCAGCAGUGCUUCUAUGGGGUCAACCUGUCCAGUCUCCGGGCUGCUGCAGUGGAUGAAUACUUCAGACAGCCAAUCGUUGACACAUUUGACAUUAGGAUUUUGAUGGCUCGAUCAGUCAAGUACACAGUGAACUUUAUGGAUGCAAAAGAGGCAGAUCUCCACAGAGUAGAAAUCCCCUUUGUGUUUCAAAUGACACAGUCUGGCCUCAUCCACGGCCUGGCGUUCUGGUUUGACGUGGCCUUUGUCGGAUCUCUGGUAACAGUUUGGCUGUCCACAGCCCCAACCGAGCCUCUGACCCACUGGUACCAGGUGCGGUGCCUUCUUCAGACUCCUCUCUUUGCCAAGGAAGGGGAAACCCUCUCAGGGAGAGUGCUGUUCGUAGCCAAUAAACGACAGAGCUAUGACAUUCAGAUUGUGGCACUGGUAAACCAGACGGGCUUCAGAUCUGGGAACAUCCUCGAUUUAAAGAACCCUUUCUUCAGGUUUGCUUAGAAGAUCAAUAAGUAAAAUGAAGGCCUGAGAAGUCCCUCAACAUUCAAGUUCAUGUCUCCUGUUUCAAACAUGCAUUCUGAAUUUUACAAGUAUAUUAGCUUUAUUUAUUUAAAGAUGUUUGUUUGUUUUUUCUAACUCUAAACUGUGCAUCCUAAUUUUUUUGACAAGUCUAUUUCUUGUGGCUUCUUAGACUGGCUCUUUAUCGCUUUUUGCAUGUAGUUGAAAAAUAAUUUUUUAAAAAAUUUUUGGUUUCUGUUUAUUUUUACUUUAGUAAAGCCAUAAGCAUCGCUUCAAGUUCUGACGUAUUUAAAAGACAGUUAACAAAACCCUACCUCAUGUUUAUAUGUAUGCAUAUGUACAACAUGACAUAGACCAUGUUAGAAGGGAUCUUCUAUUUGCAAUUUUAAUCUAUUUUUGCAAAUAUCUGCAACAAACCAAUAGCUAGUUCCUAGUUCAACAGUGUGUUAAAGAUUUUUUGCCUAUUCAUGUAAUGGAAUAAUUCGAUGUCAGGAAUGUUCUUCAUUGGCAAUAUUUGAUGACUCUGUACAUAGUUAAGAAAAUGCAGAUGGAACCUUUGUCAGUCCUCCUAGGUCUACAAUAAAGAGUACAGUGUGACAUACCA